AUGACCACCGGAGAAGGGGUGUUGUUUGUGGAUCGCACAGUCAAGUUCAUCUAUAAUGGUGCCGCACAGGUAGCAUUGCCCCAGCCAGAGCAGAUGCCGUUCGAACAAGAUCUUAACCUCUUCAUCUUGCAGCAGGGAAACUAUGGCCACCACAACACAUCGUCCCAAAAGGUUAUAUCUACAGCGAUCAAGUCCACUACUCAGACUCUAUUCGAACAAAACUUCGUUCCAUGGAAGUUUCACCCUCGUCACUCCGACUUCGAGCCUGCGAUGAACGCCUCUUGCACCUACAUCAAAACAGUGUACCUGGAACAAACCGAUGCCGACCCUGCAAAUGUGACGAAGCCUCUGGCCGGUGAGGUCGACGAAUCCUACUCACUCUCUAUUUCGACCAAUGGCCGGGCUACUAUCACCGCGACCUCCUCUAUUGGCAUUGCACAUGGCUUGACAACGUUCACUCAGCUGUUCUACAAGCACUCCAGCGGCGCAGUCUACACACCUUACACUCCAGUAAACAUAACAGAUGCUCCGAAGUUCCAGCAUAGGGGCCUGAACAUGGACGUCUCGCGAGUUUGGUAUGCACCCGCUGAUAUAAUCCGGAUGAUCGAUGCGCUUGCGUACAACAAAUUCAAUCGCCUGCACCUGCAUAUCACAGAUGCUCAGUCUUGGCCGAUCGAAAUCCCAGCACUGCCCAUGUUAGCUGAGAAAGGUUCGUACCGUGAGGGUCUGACAUACAGCCCUCAAACAAUGGCGUACAUCCAAGACUAUGGUGCCUCUCGAGGUGUAGAGGUGAUUCUCGAGAUUGACAUGCCAGGCCACACCUCAUCUAUCGCCUACUCGUACCCUGAGCUCAUAGCUGCGUUCAACGAGAAGGACUGGUCAGCAUACGCCGCUGAGCCACCGUCUGGUACUUUAAAGCUGAACUCCUCAGCGGUGACCGAAUUCUUGGACACCCUUUUCGAAGACUUGUUGCCACGAGUUCUGCCAUACUCGUCGUAUUUCCACACUGGUGGUGAUGAAGUCAAUGUGAAUGCCUAUAAUCUCGACGAUACUGUACGCUCGAACGACACUGCUGUUCUGCAGCCAUUGAUGCAGGCCUUUGUCGACAGAGCUCAUGCCAAGGUGCGGGCUGCUGGCUUGACACCAAUUGCAUGGGAGGAAAUGCUCUUGACCUGGAACCUGACUCUAGGAUCUGAUGUCGUGAUUCAGACCUGGCAAAGCGACGAGGCAGUCGCAGAGACUGUCAGCAAAGGGCACAAAGCUCUUGUUGGCAACUACAACUACUGGACAUACUAUCCCUAUAACGACUAUUGCGCGCCAUUGCACAACUGGAGAGUGAUGUAUGCUUACAACCCGCUGAACGGCGUCCCAGCAAACCUGACACAUCUUGUCCUGGGCGGAGAAGUUCAUAUCUGGAGCGAGCAGACUGAUCCUGUCAAUAUCGACAGACAAGUAUGGCCACGUGCGUGUGCAGCUGCCGAAGUGCUCUGGAGCGGUGCCAAAGACGAGCAUGGGCAGAAUCGCAGUCAGAUAACCGCAAGUCCAAGAUUGAGUGAGAUGCGGGAGCGUUUAGUCGCAAGAGGCAUUGGCGCCGAGCCCAUUCAGAUGCCAUUCUGUACGCAGAACGGCACUCAGUGCGCUCUAUGA
Aureobasidium musti is the source of this 1647-nucleotide messenger RNA. Lineage: Eukaryota; Fungi; Ascomycota; Dothideomycetes; Dothideales; Saccotheciaceae. The record is from the annotation of a GenBank genome assembly.